UGGUCGGGGCGGAGGUGCGGAGACAACGACCACGACACGCAAAUAACCAAACAACCGCAGCACGGCCGUGCGCGUAGCGGCGUAGCGCGUGCAUCACGGGAAUCACCAGGAAUCACCAGCAGUGGCGUGGCGGCCACGGCCUCGCGAGCCCCGACUACCAUGACCAGACCAUGACUCGAUCGGGCAGUCCGUGACCAGUGACCACCAGUGACCCGUGACCGACCUAUUCGAGAAACGUCGCCUAGCUGCCCAGCUCCGCGGAAAGGGCUUGCGACACCUUUCCCUCCGUCAACAUAGGUGGUUUGUUGGGACUUGUUCCCAUGGAAGAAGGAAGCCGUUCGCCAGAAACUGCGGGCAGCCAGCCCGUCUCGCAGCACCUGGCCGACGACAAGGACAAGAGCAUCAUGACGGAGUGUUCCAGUCAGGACGAGGAUGAGUUCCCAGAGAUCUCGGACUCGCUGCGCACCCGUGUCUUCCAUGCCGCCAAGGAUGGCAUGGCCAUCACUCUUUACGAUCUGCUGUCCAACCUCUCCGACAAGGCUGCUGAUCAUCUGUUGACCCAGAUUGUUGAAGAAGAGGAUGGGCAACGGAGUACUCCGCUUAUUAUUGCAUCUCGUAAUGGUCACGAGAAAGUAGUAAAGCUGUUGGUUUCCCUAUUUCAUAUCAAUAUUGAUCAAGAGGGAGUGGUCAAGUUUGAUGGGCACAAAGUGGUAGGUGCUACUGCUCUGUGGUGUGCUGCAGCUGGAGGUCACUUGAAAGUAGUCAAAGUUCUCAUUAAGGCUGGAGCGGAAGUUGACCACCCUACAAAGACGAACUCCACACCACUUCGCGCAGCGUGUUUUGAUGGGCGCUUGGACAUUGUUCGCUAUCUUUCUGAGCACAAUGCAAAUGUGCACUCUGCAAACAAAUAUAACAAUACCUGUUUAAUGGUUUCUGGCUAUAGGGGUCAUGGUGAUAUUGUUAGUUACCUGUUGGAAAAGGGCGCUGAUCCUAAUGAAAAAGCUCAAUGUGGUGCUACUGUUUUUCAUUUUGCGGCUGAAUGUGGUCAAUUGAGCAUUGUCAAAGAGCUGGUCGCCUGUGGUGCUAAGUCUUUUAAAAAUGAAGCAGGUAUGACACCUUUGUUAGUAGCUGCAGAUCGCACCAGGGAAGAUGUUGUGAAAUUCCUCAUAGCUCAACAAUUUGUUUCGUAUGAAGAAAAAAUUGAUGCACUGGAGUUAUUGGGGGCAUCGUUCGCCAAUGAUAAGGAUAAUUAUUCACCUGCAUCUGCAUACAAGUAUAUGAUGAAAGGAAUGGAGAUGCGAUUUUUAAAUAAGAAAAACCCAGUCUUGAAGAAACUCCCUCCACCUAUACCAGCUUAUGAAAAUUGGGUAGAAGCUCAGACAAUGGAAGAAAUGGUUACUCGUGCUGCUGAUCUGCAUUCACUGCACAUGGAGUCUUUGGCCAUCCGUGAGCGCAUUCUUGGUCAGAAGAAUCCAGAGGUGAUACACCCUAUUAUUUAUCGUGGUGCUGUCUAUGCUGAUCAUGCUCAAUUCGAUCGCUGUAUUCAACUUUGGAUGCAUGCUGUGAAUCUUCGUCAAGACGUAAAUGUGUCCGUUGUCAAGGACCUCUUGCGGUUUGCCCAGGUUUUUUCCCAAAUGAUUCAUGUGGGUGCUCCCCUCAGCUACUCUCAGGUUAAAAGUGCAAUGAUAUCAGCUUUGAAGGAAAUUGAAAGCAACAAAACCAAGAUAGCCAAUCCUGGCCCAAAAGAUGAUGUUGAAACUAUUCAGGAAGAGUUGGAUAUGAAUCUUAUUACAAUGUUGUAUUUGCUGUGCAUUUCUUGCAAGCUACUUGCAGAUCAUGAUUCAGAUCAUGAAAGCCAACUGAGUCUCAAUAAAAUAGCUUUUCAAGCAAAUCGUCUUGAUGCUCGCUCGAGAGAUGGGGAGACCCUUCUCCAUCUCUGUGUCAAUGUGGACACACCUAUUGAUGAUUUCCACAUAAAUGAUGUCUGCAAGUUUCCUUGCGCUACAACAGCCAAGCUUCUGAUUCAAACAGGAGCUGAUGUGAAUGCCAUGGAUAAGAACAGAAACACACCGCUUCAUGUUAUUGUCAGCUUUCAGCGCCCUCUCAGGGAGUUUCUGACUGUCCACACCAUCAUUAUUGAUCUGACCUCUGCUGGAGCUCAUCAGGAUAUAUGCAAUUCCAAGGGUGAAACACCAUAUGAUGCUACCACAGGUGUAGCGGAGCUAAUUUUAAAGUCUCAAGUAAAAAUUAGCCUCAAAUGUCUUGCUGCCAAAGUUGUGAUGUCCCAUAACAUACCUUACAUUGGCAAUGUCCCAAAAGCCCUGGAAAGCUUUAUAGAGUUACAUGGUCCAGGUACGUCCCACACUAAUAGACUUGCGUGUAAAGAUGACACCAUUUCUCCGAAAAUUGCCUGUAUUUAAUUAUGUACUCAAAGUGCCUUAGUGUGUAGAAUCUUUUUUACUGUGAAUCAUUUGAAAGCUCAAGAAUUUAGUUGAAGUUUCAAUAUAUGUCUGUAAGGUAAAGUUUUUAUUGAAGUCCCUUUCACUAUUACUUGUAAGAAAUGUUGCUUUUCCCUUUUUGCUAACAAUGAUAAACAGGGAUAUGCACUUCUCUCACCUUUCAGAGAGGAGGAUGUUUUUAACGGGAAGAAAUUUGCCCUACAGCAAAAAUAGAUAGGAAAUGUGUGGGAGCAAGAGACAUUAAUUUUUGUGAAAAGAUGGGAAAACUGCAUAUCCCUAAUGAUAAACAAAUGUGAUAAAUAAUUAUUAUUUAGUUUGUAAAUACAUUUCAAGUUUUCUAUCGACAUAUGGACUUAAAUCUCAUUACACUAAUGGAAAAGUACCUAAUAGAUAUUGUUUUUAUGUGAACUACUGUGGAAAAAGAAAGAACACUGGGCAAGCAAGGAGAAUGUUUUGGGGCAGCAUUCUUGUGAUAGUAGACUUGACAAGAGUAGAACAGUUUAGGACAGAUAAUGAUUGACUUGCAGUGUAUUUAUUCUCUCUUCAGCUUAACUAUUUAUUUUGCGUUGAUGUUUUCAUUCAAUAAUUUUUAUUUAUGAGUGACUGUAGUUCUCAGUGGAACGUCUUAUUUAUCUAAAGGUUUUUUAAGGUCUGAAAAUUUCGGGAAUCUGGGCUGCGGCUUAUGUUGCUCUGAAAUCCACAUUCAGCCUGUCCACAAAGGAUUCCCUGCAUCCAGGUUUUGUUGCAAAUCCCUUCUUUUUUGUCUUUAGAAAUCAGAAUAUUUAAUGAGUAAAGAUGCAUUCAUGCCUGCGUGGUCUUAAAAUUCUUGAGUCUGGAAAUGAAUCAUGGAGGCUGGGGAAACGAAUGUCAAUGCACCUUACUGAAUUGUUAAUUAUUUGUUGCAAGGGACUUCCACUGUUUUUAUUAUGAUGUAGCAUCUAAUCAAUUUACAGCUUAUUGCUAGCACUAAAAUACAUUACAUAUAGCUAAUUAGGUGAAAAUACUUUUGUGUUGUUUGUGUUGUUGAACUCUGAUAUUUAUUGGAUGCCUUUGCCCCUCUGAUUUUACAUGUGGGGUUUUCAAAGAGAUCUGUAAUCUGUACCUAGUACACACAGAAUUGUUGCAUAACUGCCACUAUAAAGUAUACCUUCUUUUCUGACUGAUGCCUGGUCACCCUUAUGCAUCUUCUUAUGUGAAGGCAUGCCAUCUAGUUUCUGGGUCUAAAACAGCAAUAAAGAUGUGUACAUGACAGCAAACAUGUAAAAGACGAGUAGAUAUCUUGGUUUUGAUGUUGUGACAUGUUAAUUUGUGAUACUCACAUUCAUUUGGGUCCCAGUUAUUUUUAACCAAAUGGAGAGACUUAUUUUGCUUCUUUUUAGCACCAGAUGAUGAUUAAAAAAAAAAAACCACACACUUGCAUGUCUUAUGAAGCACAACAUCAAGGUGCCCAAGUCUGAUAAGUGCAUUAGUUGUUUUUUUUUUGUUUGUUUUGUUUUGUUAAUUAUUAAGUUGUAAUAUUGUAAUGUACUUCAAAUAGUUGGGGCAGACUCAAGCCAUUGUUUAUUUUACCCCUUUGUUCUUUUGUUAUUGUUAUAUGCUUGUUAGCUUUAAUUAAUUCUAUGUGUGUGAUAGUUGUACUCUUGUCCAUAAGUAGAUUUUAUUCUGUUUUUUAAAUUUAUUGUUUUAUACUACACAUUUGUGUUUAAAUCGCAAGGUUACAGAAAGCUUUAUUGGUACAAGAGUUAAAUUUUCAAUUGUGUGAUUGGUAUUGGAUACUUAUUCCUGAGAUUAAUACUUCCUCUUUUGCCAUUUAACAAUGUUGUGUAGCUUCUAUUAAGUAUCUGGUCAAUUACCUUGUUAAGGAACAAAUUGGCAUCCAAAGAGCAAUGCUCAUUUGUUCAAGUACAAAUGUUUAGUUCACUGUUUUAUUUUUUUGUGGUUCUUAGACUUCGAAUGCGACUGGAUCUUGAAAUAGACAGUGUAUCAGACUGAUUAAUUACUUGUUAAGCAAAAUAGAGUGUAAUGAGUGAAGAAUCUUUAGUUGAUGAAACAGUAACUUUUAGAAGAAGACUGAGAAAUUUUUUUGGUUAGAGAGAAGAUAAACUGCAGAUUUUAAUGAUUGUAAUUAGAUUGUCAGUCGCAUUUUACUUGGAUGAAUGCCAAAGAAUAAAAGUAAAUUCUGGAAUGCCUAAUAGUUGUCUUCUUUCCAUACACUUUUUAAGUUUGACAGUUAUGAACCUGGACAAUACUUCAUAAGAGGAUACUUGAUUUGACAAUUUUUAAUCUCUUUGAAGUGAUUGGGUUUGGUUAAGUCCAAAAUCUCAAAGUGUAUGUAACUGCAAUGUUCUUAAGGAGAGGUCGUUUCAUGCAUAUAUAUUGCGUGUGAUGUACAACCUGUGUGACAAAUAAAUCAAUUAACUCUU
This is a messenger RNA of Thrips palmi, 4882 nucleotides long. RefSeq names its product protein fem-1 homolog B (gene Fem-1). Bases 321 to 2420 code for a protein of 699 amino acids. The transcript has 13 exons. Gene Ontology annotation, molecular function: protein binding. The record is from RefSeq and is a predicted model, not a curated record. Lineage: Eukaryota; Metazoa; Arthropoda; Insecta; Thysanoptera; Thripidae.